Molecule: messenger RNA, 816 nt
Organism: Octopus bimaculoides (California two-spot octopus)
Lineage: Eukaryota; Metazoa; Mollusca; Cephalopoda; Octopoda; Octopodidae
Biological process (GO): telomere maintenance; DNA repair
Molecular function (GO): DNA helicase activity
Source: RefSeq, a predicted model, not a curated record
AUGGCCAAUAAAUGUUUCCUACAAGCACUUCAUACCACAACGAGAGACCUUAGAUCAAACAACAGCAUCCUUGGAGGUGUGACUCUUCUUCUUGCAGGAGAUUUUCAACAAAUUCUGCCUAUUCUACCCAAAGGAACACCCGCUGAUAAACUUAAUGCCCACCUUAAAAAAUCCCUCCUUUGGUUGCAUGUCCAAUCAAAACAACUUACCAUCAACAUGAGAUCACUCCUACAGACUGGCCAACCUACAACCCAGUUUUUGGAAAUGCUCCUUAAAAUCAGCAAGGGACAAAUUACAUCCGACGGCAACGGAUACAUUGACACUACCACCAUUGGCCACAAUGUCUCCAGCCCUAAUGACUUAUGUUCAGCCAUUUACCUAAAUCUUACAGUGGAAUGCAUAAAACCAGAUUGGCUUCAUGACAGGACUGUCAACACUCUUAACUAUGGCUUACUCACUUGGCUACCUUCUCAAGAAUGUUUUUACAGAUCAGUUGACUACGUUACAGACGUCGAUCAGGUUACACACUUUCCAACAGAAUUUCUCAACUCCCAAGAUCCUCCAGGACUCCCUCCCCAUGCAAUCCUAUGCAAUCUAAAUGCACCCAUACUAAGCAAUGGAACUUGCCUUUUGGUCAAACAAAUGAUGGACCACUUCAUUGAAGCCCAAAUUAUCAUGGGACAUGGCAAAAACAAUACCAUUUUCAUUCUGAAAAUUCUACUAACCCCAGCUGACUUCCCCUACUCUAAGCACAGACUUCAGUUCUCUCUGGAACUCAGCUUUGCCAUGACAAUUAACAAAGCAGAAAGUCAGUGA